GUCAGUUUGUAGAUCAAGUGCUCCUGAGGGGGAAAGGAGAGGAGAGAGAGAAUGUGUGACUGACUGAACAGUCAGGCCCCACCAGGCUGGCUUGUGGUUCAGUCUUCAGAUUUCUUUGUGGGGGUGGCAUCUACAUUUGCAGCCCACCAUUAUCAUCAUGAUAUUCUGGAUACUCGCUGCUCUCAGCUUCAUUCAAGCUGCUGAAGUAACAGAAAACAAGAUUUUAGUGGAACAGCCGCCUCGAAUCAUGGCAGCUAAUGAAAAUGCUACCUUGGCUUGCAAAUAUGCCUAUAAUGGAACUGGGAACGAAUUCAGAGCAUCACUGAAUAAAGGAACAGACAGAGCAGUUGAAGUCUGCUCUGUUUCCUGGAAUGGUUCCGUCUACAACCAUCAUUCAAAUAAAGAUUUCAGCUGCCAUGUUACAGUUGAUAGCCACAAAAAGGAAGUGAAUUUCAGUCUUUGGAAGCUGAGUACUGACCAAACAGAUAUUUACUUCUGCAAAAUUGAGGUCAUGUUUCCACCUCCUUACAUCUCCAAUGACAAGAGCAAUGGGACUGUCAUUCAUGUGAAAGAAAUCCAAUCACCAGUAUCUCAAUCUGCAACACCCUUUUGGGCUCUGGUGGUGACUCUUGGAUUUCUGGCUGUCUACAGUGUGCUAAUAACUGCGGUGUUUGUUAUCUGCUGGUGGAAAAACAAGAACAACAGAAUCUUGACGAGUGACUACAUGAACAUGACGCCACGCCAUCCUCCUGGCCCAAAGAACAAGCAUUACCAACCCUAUGCACCAACUCGGAUACACACGGAAUACCGCUCUUGGGAACCGUGACUAUCUGCUUACCAAGCUGCUAAUACCGCUGGUGUGCUUUUACUCUGUCACGUGCACUUGGAUGAGAAAGGACAGCCUGCCAUUAGUAUGUCAUAUCUGUUAUAUUUGAUGACAUCAUAGCAAGUACCGGUCAAACUUUAAACUGUGUAAAAGUAGGUUGUUUUCUAUGAUGGCUGAAAACUAGCUACAACUCAUGUUCAAGCUUGAUGGUGUGUAAGGGGGAAAGAUAACACUGGAUCCAGUACAGGGUAUAUUGUUCACUGUUGCAACUACCGAUCUUUCCCAAUCACUUUUGCCUUAUAUUGAACAUUAAUUUCUAGUUAGAAGUAUGUUUAACUUGAAGAAUUAUAAAUCUCUGAAAUACAGUCCUAAUUGGUUACCAUUACAUAUGGUACCAAGCAAACUGUUGAUGCAAAAAUUGGUCCCCUCUCACUUCAAAGAGGAGAAUCCAGUUUCAAGUUCCAAACAUAUGCUUAAAAGAAUAGGAGAGGGUUUCAGCUGUAGUCAGCUGCUAGCCAUGUGGACUAUUAGAUUAUUCCGCAGAUGGGUUGUAAUGACAGAUCCAGGACACUCAAAAUCCAGUAUACAUUAAAAGUGCGAUUCUUAAGUUCUUAAAUUGGUGACUGUGUAAUAUCUGUAGGGGAAGAGGGCCCCCUAUGAAACAAUUUCAUACAGUGAGAAAGCAAUCAAUCUGCAAGGCAGGUCUGGAACAACAGGGGACGAAGAAAGAUCUGCAGUCAUCAUGAAGAGAAUCCUUUUGAAUUAUGUUGGCCUACAACAAGAAACCACCAGGACUUGGCCAAAGUCAUAGAAGACGCAGGUGAGAAAAUCCUCAUUAGAGCUUACUGAGGGCAGAUUUUCACAAGUGGGCCGGAUUUUUGAGUGCCCAGCAAACACAAUCGGGGCCAGAUUUUUAGCUGAGCUGAGAAGCCAGUGUGCACACAGCAUGCUGAGCUCUCCUGAAAAUCUGUCUAUGUAUUCUGGUGCCUAAAUAGCAGCUGAGCUUUUUAAAAAAUCUGGCCACAAUGUUGAGUGAUCAGAUCAUUUGAAAUUUGCUCCUACACACCCUAUCAUUGGAGGGGCUGAGUGACCUCGACGUCCAUUGCAGUCAAGAGGAACUGAAAGCUCUCAGCACUUUGCAGGAGCUGUUCGGUACCUUGAAGGAUCAGGAUCUGACUGGGGCCUACUGUUCUUAUAUAGACUUUUCUCUAGGC
Mauremys reevesii (Reeves's turtle) is the source of this 2040-nucleotide messenger RNA. RefSeq names its product CD28 molecule (gene CD28). Gene Ontology annotation, biological process: T cell activation; T cell costimulation; immune response. The coding region runs from base 158 to 826 and encodes 222 amino acids. Gene Ontology annotation, cellular component: membrane; external side of plasma membrane. The record is from RefSeq and is a predicted model, not a curated record. The transcript has 4 exons. NCBI's taxonomy places the organism in Eukaryota, Metazoa, Chordata, Testudines, Geoemydidae.